This is a messenger RNA of Haliotis rufescens (red abalone), 3858 nucleotides long. Its product is annotated as tubby-related protein 3-like. Gene Ontology annotation, biological process: protein localization to cilium. Gene Ontology annotation, cellular component: cilium. The record is from RefSeq and is a predicted model, not a curated record. The coding region runs from base 555 to 2090 and encodes 511 amino acids. NCBI's taxonomy places the organism in Eukaryota, Metazoa, Mollusca, Gastropoda, Lepetellida, Haliotidae. The transcript has 14 exons.
UGUUAGGUUAUCACUGUGAUUGAGAGCUGUGUCAAUAUGGACAGAUGAGAAACUGUGGCUGGGGAAGUCGGCCUGACUCAGCUUGCUUCAUAGCAGCAGAUAAACGUUGCUAAACAGUCACGCUAACCCUUUGUGUGCGACAAGAAGGAAGUGUGCUUCUCAGAUGGGAGAGGUGUCGGUGUGUUGACCUGAAGUGGGUUAAACUUACAUUGCGGAAUCCGCCAUUGUAGUGUUCAUUGACGACGAUCAGGAAGUGGGUGGAAAGAGAGGGAGGGAGAGAGAGAGAGAGAUAGCGUACAGCUUGGCCAGGUUGAGGUCUAGGGGAAGGAUUGUUGUCACCAUCAGAGAGCUGAUCAAUAUGUGACAGAGUGCGCAGUGUCUCAACUCCUCUCACGGUGAACUGGUCGGCACAUACCAGCAGCAGACACCGAGCAGACACACUCACAGACAGACAGACGGACAGACAGACCCCCAUCACGGGUAUUGACAUGACCUGGAGGCCAAUGUGGCUGUAAUGUCAUUUAUCUGAUGUAGAACAGUGGGAUACCAUCAACAUGGAGCCAAGCUUCAAGCUGGAUAAGUGGACGUACAAUAUGAGCCCCACCCCACAAUUGAAGAUGAGUGGGCCUCCAGGCAGCAUCAGCGACGACUAUGCCUCCACAAAGCUGGAGACACAGCGUCAAAUCAUUGAGAAGAACAACCGGCGGAAGAGGCAGACGCCGGGGAUGAUGCAGCCUAAUGUUGACAGUCGACCAUCGUCCGGCAGGAAGAACCGAGAGGAGUCCCGUCCACUAGUUAAAGACUCCACGCCCAAAUCAACCACACCCACCAAUUUUGCAUAUGACGGCCCGGGAGGCUACGACCUGGGCAGCCCUGAUACCCUCAACUCAGGGACAUCGACCACGAUACAAGUGUUGGAUGUCACGUCCUCUGUGUCGAAGGAUUACAACAGUGACACUGACAGCGAGGAUAUCCCCACGAUAGGAACAGAAAACACCCAACCCAAAAAGAAGGGCAAGAAAAAAAACAAAAGGGCUGCAGAUAGUGAUGCUGUCACACCGAUCAGGUCACAGCGAGCUGCUCACAAGACUUCAUCAGCAGGGACGUUAUCCACAAUCAUCACAGACCAGGAGGAUGAUGAUGUGGACACUGAGAGUAUGCCCAUAGCCCCCCAGCCUCCCAGGUCUCCCAACCCUCGAGCCAUGAACCAGAAAGAUGCACCAUCCUCAUUCACAACAGAGAACUCAUCACAGUUCAAUCAGGAAGGCAACAAUGCUGAUGGACCUGCCAUGGGUGCUGUUGGUCCUCGUGUGUACACCCCCGACCCCGGUGAGGAUCUGGAUGACUUUGUUUUGCGCCCAGCGCCCCAGGGGGUAACCGUCAAGUGUCGUAUCACCAGGGACAAGAAGGGUGUGGACCGUGGUAUUUUCCCCACCUACUUCCUUCACAUGGAGAAGGAUGAUGGCAAGAAGACAUUCCUGUUAGCUGGAAGAAAACGGAAGAAGAGUGCGACCUCAAACUAUCUGAUCUCAACUGACCCCACCGACCUGUCCCGUACAGGAGAGUCCUUUAUUGGCAAACUAAGAUCUAAUCUGCUAGGGACACAGUUCACGCUGUUUGAUAAUGGUGACAACCCCAAGAAAGCUGGGGACGGCGCAAGACGGGAAAUGGUUGCUGUUGUCUAUGAAACAAAUGUGCUGGGCUUCAAGGGUCCGCGCAAGAUGACAGUCAUCAUCCCUGGCAUGAAUCUGGACCACGAGAGAGUGGACAUCAAACCUAGAGGGGAUCACGAUGGGCUGGUAGAGCGGUACAAGAGGAAACAUAUGGAGAACCUGCUGGAGCUUCACAACAAGACGCCGGUCUGGAACGAUGAGACCCAGUCCUAUGUGCUGAAUUUCCACGGACGUGUCACCCAGGCUUCGGUGAAGAAUUUCCAGAUUGUGCAUGAUAAUGAUGUUGACUACAUCGUGAUGCAGUUUGGCCGUGUGGCGGAGGACGUGUUUACCAUGGACUUCAACUAUCCCAUGUGUGCUCUCCAAGCCUUCGGCAUUGCUCUCAGUAGCUUCGACGGCAAGCUGGCGUGCGAGUGACCCUCAUCUGUGUACAUUAUAGGAUGGCUGAUGGACAAGUGGGAAUCCGAGUGAUGUAGUACUGUCUGCUGCAUAGCAACACUGCAUGGCAACGGGGUGCAAUCAUUAGGAAAAUCUAUAUCUCUAUAUAUAUGUAUAUACGUGUACGUAGACAGAGCAUGGCACGGACCCGUGCGAGCCCGACUUGCCGUGCAGGGCUUAGCUACGAGAAGGGUUAUUCACAAAGUAUCUAGCUUCGUUGUCUUUCAAGAUCUAGGUCACAAUAAGUUCAAGUGCUAAUAGGAAACUUGAAGGAUGUUCGGACUUACCACAGCAGGCAGGUGGUAGUGUGUAGUUAGGGCUGCUCUGUGCACUCGGACAUUGACUUCUACAAGUGUGUGUUCUUCAGACAGGGACUGGAUGGGUGGGCCUUUCGGCAUCGGAAUCUGGAGGCGUCAUCAACGGCUUCACCAUCAUCCCCAUGGGUAGACUUCAUCAGGACCUGGCGUCUCCUCGUCUGUACACAUAGACAUGCUUGGCCAAACACCAUAAAGUCUAUUUUAUAAACUUACAAUUUUGAGUUACUCUCUAGGUACUCGGUAAACGUAGCACCUACUCAAGUGUGCAUCAUGUUUUGCAAACUGCUUAGAGUUUAUUAGAACUUCUAUAUUCCGAUGCUAUAGCUGUGUGUGAUGUGAUUGGCUGGGGAUCCAGCCAAUGGUUGUGAAUGUUUGUUUUGUUUGUGAAGUGGUUGUCCUAGUUACGUGAUGACUUAGAGGAAAUGAAUCAAAAUAUGACGAAGUUGAAUGACAACAAGCCCACCUCUUCCCUUCCUUUGUUUGUGGAUUCUUUCUGCAUGUCUGAUGUUUUAUUUAUUUGAUAUUUUGUUGUGCUGUUAGCGACUCAGUGACUCCGCCCAUUUCACAGCAAUGGCGGCAUGGCGUACCCACACUAGCCGUCGUCCUACUGCCCCCCCAUAUUCAUGUCCACAUUCCAGCAAUGCUGUGAUCCAUCACUCGACACCCACCAUGCGUGGGACGUAGAAACUAAAUAAACCAAUCUAGAUUUCAGCUUCGUAUCAUCCAUCUUUUACAAAUACAUGUUCAAGACAUUUCUUUCAAUAGAUCUGGAGAUUAUUUUGGAAUUAGACAACUCAUUUUUUUUAUGAAUAUAUUGACAUGAGUAGAUAUCACGAUCAUCAAAAGCCCAAAAGCCCAUUUUUUUUAGCAAGUAAUCAAUCAAAUGUCAGUAUUCAGUGUGACGCACGUCAUUUCGCUGAUGUCAACCAGACAUUCGAUGAUUCUCUUGACUCAUGUGAUUUGUUGUCGCUGCAUAUGUACUGUGUUUGCACAGUGUUGAAGAAACUGCUACGGUGGGUGACAGUGAAUGAUGACUCGCGCCAUCCUAUGCUGUGUGAUUUGUGUUCACUUACCUUGACCCUGGGUGCAGUGAAGGGACUGGUCAUUUAUUAUAGGAGUAGGGGAACGGUGAGAUAAGAGGUCAUGAAAAAAUGACCUAGCUAAACAGAUGGGGCCACCAACAGUUUUCACAACUGUCUGUAUAGAGGCAUAAAUAAAUGACAAAAUUCUAUUUUUUCAAAUAAAAUAGUUAUAAAUUUGAAAAAUUUGAACAGUAUGUAGGGACUGGUCAUUCAUUAUAGGGGGAAAGGUCAUGAAAAAAUGUUAAAUUGUAUGGGGUUUCAUGAAAAAAUGGGGGUAGCAAAAUAUGAUACAGUCCUAAGACCAAUCGCUUCCCCCGACCCCUAAAACACCCCCACCCCCACCCCCAC